Zeugodacus cucurbitae (melon fly) is the source of this 4418-nucleotide messenger RNA. Its product is annotated as mucin-2. The transcript has 4 exons. Bases 649 to 3939 code for a protein of 1096 amino acids. The record is from RefSeq and is a predicted model, not a curated record. NCBI's taxonomy places the organism in Eukaryota, Metazoa, Arthropoda, Insecta, Diptera, Tephritidae.
UUGCUGCUGCUUUUGGCAUCAUCUCUCCAAGCGCUGUGUGCUGUGCUGUGCCACCGUCACAGUAGUCGGUGCGAUUGCUCCUACCUGCCGCACAACGAACGCGUGCACUUAGUACGAGUGCGCAUGCGCGCAGUGACGGUUCAGUUUUUCUUCGUUCAACAACGCGUUCGUGUAGUGAAAUGUAUGCGCGACAACAGCAUUUUGAAAGUUCAGACUGGAGUUGAAAAAAAAUAAAAACAAAGUAACAGCAACGCAGUGUCAUUUCGUGUGAAUUGUGGUUUGUGAUUGAAGAAAAGAAAAACGCAGGAAAUUGGCGAAAUAUAAAAGUGUUUUAUUACUCUAAGGAAAAUUUUGAAUUUUUCUCUAAAGGAAUAAGUAAAAAUUUACACUUUGCAAACGGUUUACACUGCAGCUAAGCCAGAAACACAAAAAUUUUGUGCGCACAAGUGCUUGUUGUGCUACCUGCACGCAGGAUCUUCCAAAUCAAUCAAAUAACGUCAAAUACAUAAAAAGAAAACAAAAACAAGUGCAUUCGUGUGGAAAUAGUGCAGUUUAGAACUGGUGAAAAAAUAUAUUUUUUAUAUGUUCGCAUAGCAUUGAAAGGAUAACUUUACUUAGUGGAUAAUUCGAAAACAAAAAUUGGAAAAAAUGACGCGCAAAAAUCGACUUGCCCACAUUGCCUGCCAGCUUACCAUCCUUGCCAUUAGUAUAUCAGCACUCUUGCCACACGUCUUGGGUAUACAACAGCAACAGCAUUUCCCUGCAGAUUAUCUGGUGCCACCACCAUUACCCACAGCACAACAACUGAAACAUCAAAAUGCGCCCACACAUCAAGCUGCCGAAACAGUGGCGGCACCUAGUCACACGUCCAAUAAUGCCGUCGAACCGCCUGGUUUUAUGUCACGCAUAGCACGCUGGUUUGGACUUGGAGCGGCGGAACAAAAUCAACUUGCCAGUGGUUUCUCGUCGGAAGGUAAACAAGCAUACAAUUAUCAAGUGCCGUUGGGACCCGAUGGUAAACCGUGUAACCUCUGCAACAAAUACCCUUGGGUGCCAAUGUUCCCGCAGGGACUACAAUAUCAGGCGAAUAAUCAGCACGCACCAGUGGUGCCACAACAACAGUUACAUCAGCACUACGAAGCGCAGGCCUCACAGAAGUAUGCACAACAACAGCCAUUGCCAUUUGGCCACGCUGGCAAACAACAGUUACCUGUCAGACAACGCGCUGUGCAAUUCAAUUUCCCCACAGUCUAUCAACCACUGCCGGGCCCCUACAAAGCACCCGCGGUAGUAGCGAAAGCUCCAGUGUCACCACCAUACCUGCCUGCACCGGUGCCGAAUCUCAGCCUGAACGCUUUGCCACCCAUAUAUAAUGCGCAACCAUUUCGGCAGCCUUAUCUGACGCCUGCGGCUUCCACAACAACGACCACGACUACCGAAACGCCACAGGGUAGUACACAGCAAUUGCCUUCAACGGAACCGGCGCAUUUCGCGGAAAAUAUUGGUGCACCUUCGGAGUUGCAACCGGAUCGUGUGCGUCCAGAGCAGACGUAUACAACGCCAACACGAGAUCAUGAUCCAAGCUUUGAGAUCGUUAAGAGCCAUCAAAUUACGGAUUUCGUCUCCUCAGUUGAGUAUCCGGUGACGUUCGAGCAAUCACCUUCUAUAGAUUUGGGACAACAACAGGCGCCCGUCAACCCACAACCGGUCAAGGAGACGGUGGCGACUGUGUCAUAUCAACAUGAGACGUUCAGUCCAAAUCUACACAAACACCUGCCUGCUUCGCAAAUACUCACCGAAUUGGGCAGCUUUGCAGCGAAACCGCAGACACAGCAGACCCAGCAACCGCAACAGCCCCAGUCUACACAGUCGCAGAUCGCAACAGCAACUCAGUCGCAAACUCAAUCGCCUCAACAGUCUCAACUAUAUCAGCAGACGGAUACUUCUUAUCAGACGGCGCCACAGCAACAACAAGUGCAAUAUACGCAAAGUUCUACAACACAGUCGCAAACUGGGUACACACAAUAUCAACAGAACUACGAACCUUCCACAACAUUCUACACGACACCUUAUCAACAGCAAACGCAAUAUCAACAGCACAAUUAUGAGCCACAGAAAGCACACUAUGAACCGCAAGGUGAGGAUAACUUCCCCUCCGCUUCGUCGCACAACGCCACCGAGGUGCAACAUCAGCAACAAAAUGUGGACUACAGGCCUUGGUUACCGCUGACGCAAACCUUCCCCUACACUACCACAGAGCCGCCGCGUGAAUUCGAUUUGUCGACGCAAUUGCCGCAGGUGGGUGAGGUGGACUACAUAACGGAACGCGUUCAAGGAAAUACACAAGUGCAGUUUUUACCUUCCCUGCAGACACAACAACCACCGCGACCAGCAUCGAUAAAGCAUGAUGCACGCGAAACACCAAAACGCCUGUUGGAUUCUCCCAUACAACAUGCGCCCAGCUUUCUUAAUCAACCACGCCCCUUUACACGUGAUCCGAGUGAGUUGAAUUUGCGCAAACCGCCUGUGUCAUUUGUGAACCCACAGCCUUAUCCGAAUCACAAGCAAAAUGCCGUCGAUGUGCCUUUCUCCACAGCACCAUGGCUAGUGACACCGUUGCCACCUUUGCCCACAUUCACUGGCGCACCUGCGGCACCCACACCAACAUCCACCUACAGUGCCAUAGAUGCCAGCGGUCAAUACGCCGGCAUGUCACCACCAACACCGCCACCACCGGCGCGCCACAAUGAUGUCCAUCAAAUUAUCAUACCUUAUACGACCAAGAACAAACCACGCCCCUUCGAACCCACACGCUCGCAGCCGGCAGUUGAUCAAAUUGCGCAGCACAAUGCCGCCUUCCAGAAAUGGUCCGCGCAACAGAAUAGCGUGGAUAUCCACGAACAACAAGAGUCGAAAUUGGUGACUGCACAGUUGGCUACAGAGUCACCACUGCCAGAGCCACCGCGUCGCAACACAAAAUAUGUCACCAAAAUACUUGCCUCAAAUUUACGCGAUCUUCUGCGUCGCGAACAUGAGAUGAGACAACAGAAAACGAAUUCUUCGAACUUUGAUCUCUCCAAGUUGCAGAAGAAUAUCGACGACUGGACGGAACAAGAGUACACCUCACUGUCACAUCGUCCCAGCACGCCUACAAUACGUGGUCGCUCCAAGCACAUACCAACGGAAUAUCUCACCACAACAACGCCAGCAUCACGUCGCCCUAAGACGACGAUUAGUCUGUUUGAGCCAUCUUCCGAGUUGCCGGCAUCCGUAAAUGACUUACAAUCGCUGCUGUUCGACCGCGGUUCGAAGCGUUACGAAUUGAAUCAAAUAGACGAUGACGUGAACAACCAUUUAUUAGACACACUAGAAAGUGAAACGGCGACUGUACCAGCAACAGUGACAACGAGCCAAACCACUACACAGCAUCCACCGAAGAAUAGCAAUGGACAUGCGGCGCCAAAUUUCAUGCACUUCGGCGCUGAUACCUAUCAACCCGAACCGGCAGAACUUUGGCGCAAAGCCAAGGUUGCCAUUUCGCCGCAAACACACGAGAAGGUCUAUGUGGUGACACCGCAGCCACGUUUCUUCCCCCAACGCACGCUAACCACAACCACAACGAGCACUGAACUGCCGCCCAGUACUAGGAAGUCGCCACGCUUCAUUGUGAGACCCACACCCGGUAAUGGCACCCACUCAUCUGCGUCAGCACCCAGCCUUUACAGUCCCGAGCUCUUCGGUCUGAGCGGUCUCUCGGCAUAUGUACCAGCCAAACCAGUGGAGAUUAUCGAUGGCAACUCAAAAGUCUUCAAUAUCAUAACGGCGCCACCAAAAACUCAAGCGGAUGAGUCCAGCGAUCAGUACUCGACCAAGGAUCAGUUGUCGCUGGUGAAGAAGGGAAGGAAACUGCGAUCGACAAUGUCACCAUCUCCAAGAUAGAGUUGCUGAUGGCAAUAUGGUGGAAGACAUGCGAUUUUAAAUAUAUAGCUAUCACUUACACGACCGUUCGCCCGUUCUACUUACUUUUGUAUUAUAAAUUUCAAACGAUUUGUUUCUUGUAUACGCGAUCGUCUUUGCUACGCAUCUUUAGUCUUAAUUUUGUUUUAGUUCUAAGUUAUGCUGUAAAUUGUGACGGAAGAAGACUUAAGACGCGUGAAAAGAUUUAAGAUUAAGUUUAAUAUAAUUAUAAAGAAAUAUAUACUAUAUAUAUAUAUAUAUAAAUCAAUACUGAAUCGAAAGCGACCAAAAGGCACAUAGAACAACUGUAACGAAUGUCAUAUAUAUGUAUAUGUAUAUGUAUGUACUAGUAUUGCAUACCAUUAAACUCUUAUUGGCACCUUCAUGAGGUCAUAGUUAAUUUGUACUUUAAAUAGCUUUAAAAAUAAAUGUAAAUGUAUUUUUUAGACAAAUUAUAUCUA